Spodoptera frugiperda (fall armyworm) is the source of this 1550-nucleotide messenger RNA. RefSeq names its product putative nuclease HARBI1. NCBI's taxonomy places the organism in Eukaryota, Metazoa, Arthropoda, Insecta, Lepidoptera, Noctuidae. The record is from RefSeq and is a predicted model, not a curated record. Bases 339 to 1481 code for a protein of 380 amino acids. The transcript is spliced from 8 exons.
CACCAGGGGCCUGAGUCUGCUAUUACAAUUGUGGCAGAAUGAUCGAUCAUUGGUUUCAAAAUUGUCGAUUUUGACAAGUUUGGUAGUCUACUAAUAUAAUGGCGUCAUUAUGACUUUCCAAUGGUCAACCACUGACACUCCAUUGAAAGAAGUGGCACAGAAUGGUAAUCUCGUACACAAUGACAGAUGAUAGUCUGACUUAUGCGGUAAUCUGCUAAAAUUUUGACAGUUCCUUUUAUCAGUGACCUACCAUUGGAACGUCAUUGUGCAAACAUUGCCUAGUUAGCUAUUGUUCUGUAUCGAAAUUAAAAACUUUGUUUUAAAUCGUGCAUCGAAGAAUGUAUUCACUGCGAACAAAUAUUCUAAUACUAGCCAACGCAGUGGAUGCUAGUGAAAAAAGACGCAGGGAAGCCAGAAAACGCCGUUUAGCCCGUCGGUUGAUGAGAAUCGACAUGAACCCCUUCACUGAUGUUCCUGAGGCGGAAUUUGUAAAAACGUUUCGCCUUGGAAAAGACUCAGUGAGGGGGUUAAUUGACGAACUCACUCCUCUGAUGACUAAACCGCGUCGAAAUGAUAGCAUAUCGGCAGAAAUGAAGAUUCUAAUAGCACUUGCGUUUUACGCAUCGGGGUCCUACCAAAAUUUGAUUGGACAGAGUGCCCUUCAUAAUGUGUCUCAAAUAACUGUGUCGAGAUCUAUAAAGGAAGUAACAGAGGCACUCAAUAAAAUUUAUCAUAAAUAUGUUAAAUGGCCUACACAAUCUGAUGAAAGAAAUAUUAUAAAGGCGAAGUUCUAUCAAAAAUUUGGAUUUCCUGGUAUCCUGGGUUGUAUUGAUGGCACCCAUGUAGCAAUACUGAGGCCGCACAUACAUGAGGAACGGUAUUAUAAUAGGAAGGGCUUCCAUUCCCUUAAUGUUAUGAUAAUUUGCGAUUCAGAUUUAAAUAUUUUAUGUGUGGAUGCAAGUACCCCAGGCUCUGCUCAUGAUUCCACUGUAUGGCAGAGUCAUCCACUCAGUCUACACCUAAAACAAAUUACAGAAAAUACUAAUGAACAAGUAUUUUUAUUAGGUGACAGUGGCUAUCCACUAAGAAAAACGAUGAUGACCCCAAUCCUCAAUACUAUAGAAGGGACACCACAACAUCACUAUUAUGUGAAACAUGUGACUGCACGCAAUACAGUGGAGCGUUGCAUCGGGGUAUUAAAAGCACGUUUCAGGUGUUUGCUUGUAGCACGUACAUUACAUUAUAGCCCAAUAACUGCGGGCAAGAUUGUGAAUGCAUGUUGCGUAUUACACAAUAUUGCAAACACAGCAAGAGAACCAUUGCCUUCUGAUGAAGUUUAUGAAGAAGUACUUCGCUUGCAACAAGAGGAAAAUAAUUAUGCAGCACCAAAUGACCAAGAUCAUCGAAGGGUGAACCGGGACCUUCUUGAAGGUCGGGCACUACAGCAAGCUCUUGUUGACAGACUGUGGAGAGAUGCAUAAAUUAAAUUAGCAUAUCCCCAGGAACAAAACAAAGGUUAAAAAUAAAUUAAGUAAUACUAUUUUUAUAAA